This is a messenger RNA of Nothobranchius furzeri (turquoise killifish), 3533 nucleotides long. Its product is annotated as aminopeptidase Ey. Lineage: Eukaryota; Metazoa; Chordata; Actinopteri; Cyprinodontiformes; Nothobranchiidae. Gene Ontology annotation, biological process: peptide catabolic process; proteolysis. Gene Ontology annotation, cellular component: cytoplasm; plasma membrane. The record is from RefSeq and is a predicted model, not a curated record. Gene Ontology annotation, molecular function: zinc ion binding; peptide binding; metalloaminopeptidase activity.
UUGUGAUAAGUGAGGUAGUUGUUCCCUCCCUCCGAUCGCAGUAGAACUUGUACAAGCCUUUACCACCUCCCAUUUCCAGCCUACAGAUGCCAGGAUCUUGUCCUAAAUCAGCAGAGGGUCUUUUUUGCUCAUCAUCGACAUUUGGACUCAAAGAAGGACGUAUAGUGGAUGUUCAGAGAUUGGAAACAAUGAAAAAGCUGUUUUGAGAUGUUAAUUAAUCAACCAUUAAGUGAAACGAGAAGAGCACCACUGACCCUAAACAUCAGCAAACUAGGACACCUCAGAGUUCAUCUCUAACCUUGUGAAGCAGACAUGGGGAAAGUCUACCAUUUCAGUAAAAACGCUGUCCUUGGGACGCUCGUUCUGGCUGUCACUGCACUCGCUACAAUUAUAGCUCUAUCUGUCGCCUAUCACAAGGAGAGAGCCAAUAACCAAAGUAAGCCUGGAAAUGGAGCAUCAGGUACCAGCAGCACAUCUGCACCCCCCACAACCCCCUUCACACCAAAGGUGCCUUGGGACUAUUAUAGACUUCCAAAAGGCCUCGAACCCGAAUCUUACAAUGUGGUCCUGUGGCCCAGGCUGAAACCCAAUUCAGAUGGCCUUUACAUUUUCACCGGAAAUUCAACUGUGGUCUUCAGAUGUUUAAAGGACACAGACCUAAUCAUUAUCCAUGCCAACAAGCUGAACUUCACCACUUUCGAAGGCAUGCAUGCUAAACUGAGUAGUCUUCAUGAAGAAGCAGUACCUGCCCUGCAGAAGUCUUGGCUCACGGCGAGGACGGAGUAUCUAGUUGUUCAACUGCAGAGCAAAUUAAAAGCAGGAGCAAUGUAUGCUCUUCACACUGAAUUUAUGGGUGAGCUGGCCGAUGACCUGGAAGGAUUCUACAGGAGUGAAUACCUGGAGAACGGUCUAAAGAAGAUUGUUGCAACUUCUCAGAUGCAACCAACAUAUGCCAGGCAAGCAUUUCCAUGCUUUGAUGAACCGGCCAUGAAAGCCAUCUUCAACAUCACCAUCAUCCAUGACCCAGACACAGUGGCUCUGUCCAAUGGCAAGGAAAAGAAUUCUUCGCUCUCUGUCGUCAGUGGUGUUCCUGUCAAAGUUACUACCUUUGAGCCCACAGAGAAAAUGUCCACAUAUCUGUUGGCCUUUAUCGUCAGUGAUUUCAUUUCCAUUGAGUCAAGCACAAGUAACAUUUCGAUCCGAAUCUGGGCUCGAAGAACAGCCAUAGACAAUCGGCAGGGCGACUAUGCUUUAAAUGUUACAAAGCCAAUCCUUCAGUUUUAUGAGAAAUACUACAGUUCAAAUUAUCCACUCUCAAAAUCAGAUCAGAUUGCCCUGCCUGACUUUAACGCUGGAGCGAUGGAAAACUGGGGACUGGUGACAUACAGGGAAACGGCCUUGCUGUAUGACCCCAUGCUUUCCUCCACAGGGAACAAAGAGAGGGUCACAACUGUCAUCGCUCAUGAACUCGCUCACAUGUGGUUUGGAAACUUGGUGACUUUGCACUGGUGGAAUGACUUGUGGCUGAACGAGGGCUUUGCUUCGUAUGUGGAGUACCUCGGAGCUGACUACGCUGAGCCCACCUGGAACAUUAAAGACGACAUCAUUUUGUAUGAUGUGCAGAAGGUGUUAGCUAUUGAUGCCCUGGCCUCAUCUCACCCUCUGUCCCGGAAAGAGGAGGAGGUCAGCAAGCCCGCUGAAAUCAGUGAGAUGUUCAACAGCAUCUCCUACAACAAGGGAGCUGCAGUGCUCAGGAUGCUGUCAGAGUUUCUCACUGAGCCUGUUUUUGCCCGAGGCCUGAGUUCUUACCUCAACACAUUUGCCUUCAAAAACACAGUGUACACAGACCUAUGGGACCAUCUCCAACAGGCAGUAGACAACACACCAGGGUUGGACAUUCCACGUUCUGUCUCUGAGAUAAUGAACCGGUGGACACUUCAGAUGGGCUUCCCAGUGGUCACAGUCGACACCCGAACAGGAACUGUCACCCAGAAGCACUUCCUGCUGGACCCAGACUCUGUAGUGGGCAGACCAUCCCAGUUUAACUAUACAUGGUUUAUUCCAAUUAAAUGGAUGAAAAAUGGUGUGGAUCAGCAACAAUACUGGCUCCUUGACAAGACAGAUACCCAUAGCUCGAUGAGAGUGUCUGGAGAGGAAUGGGUUUUGGCAAACACGAAUGUAUCUGGAUUCUUUAGGGUGAACUAUGAUCUCGACAACUGGGGCCGUCUCCUUUCUCAGCUCAACACCAACCAUCAGGUUUUAUCGGUCAUAAACCGAGCACAGAUCAUUGAUGAUGCAUUCAGCCUGGCAAGAGCAAAACUGAUCAAUACAACUCUAGCGCUGAGAACAACCACAUACCUGUCCAGAGAGAGAGACUACAUCCCGUGGGAAUCAGCCCUUAGAAACUUGGACAACUAUGUUCUCAUAUUUGAUCGCACUGAGGUUUAUGGAGCAUUGCAGGCAUACUUGAAGAAACAAAUCAAGCCACUAUUUGAGCACUUUAGGACACUCACUGCUAACUGGACCAGAGUUCCUGCAGGACACUCUGACCAGUAUAAUCAGAUCAAUGCUCUCAGAAUAGCAUGUGGUGUUGGUGUGGAGGGCUGCAGGGAGCUGAUAAAAUCCUGGUACCGACAGUGGAUGGAAAAUCCAGAUCACAACCAGAUCCAUCCCAACCUGAAAAGCACAGUUUACUGUAAUGCCAUAGCCUUCGGUGGGGUGGAGGAGUGGGACUUUGCCUGGAGAAUGUUUCAAACAGCCUCUCUGGCAUCCGAAGCCUCCAGACUCCGAUCAGCCAUGGCCUGCACCAAAACACCAUGGCUUUUGAACAGGUAUCUGGAGUACACCCUUGACCCAACUAAAAUUCGCAAGCAGGACUCCAUCUCCACCAUCCAGUACAUCGCCCGGAACGUUGUAGGAAUGCCACUGGCUUGGAACUUUGUCAGAGCAAGAUGGAGUUACAUCUUCGAACAGUAUGGACAAGGAUCUUUUUCCUUCACUAAUCUCAUCAGUGGAAUCACAAUGAGAUUUUCCACAGAGUUUGAGCUGCAGGAGCUGAAGAGGUUCAAAGAAGACAAUCUUCAUGUUGGCUUUGGCUCAGCCACCUUGGCCCUGGAGCAAGCCAUAGAAAAAACCACAGCCAACAUCAAAUGGGUGAACGAGAACAAAGCUGAAGUCUUCAAGUGGUUCAUUAAAGAAACCACAUGAGGAACCCAAAAUUUAAUGUGACUCUUCGUCUAUUCAAAGACAAAGUUGAGUAGUCGUGGAGUUGAUGAAUCACAAUAAACACAACAACUAUGACACAAUAAAAACAGAGAGUCACUGUACCUUUAAUUUUUCCGAUAUACUUACCAUUAUUUGCUGAUGAUAACUUUAGGAGCUGUGGAGCAGCUGCUUCUCGACGCCUCGGUCUGUGUUUCUGCUAAAGAUUUCAAUAUUAGACCAUCUUUUACCCACCGACUGAUGGGAAGUGACAACUUUUCAUGUAAACUAGAUUUGAAAGUGAUUCCAAUUAAAGAGUGUUGCCUGCCUAA